Molecule: messenger RNA, 5453 nt
Organism: Papilio machaon (common yellow swallowtail)
Lineage: Eukaryota; Metazoa; Arthropoda; Insecta; Lepidoptera; Papilionidae
Exons: 30
Coding region: 538-5175 (1545 amino acids)
Cellular component (GO): cytoskeleton
Source: RefSeq, a predicted model, not a curated record
GGAGUGGUGAUUAGGUCGUCUACGACGAAAAAUUACGUAUUUUAUAUGGUUCAUGGCCGUAUCAAGGCUUGUGUUUGUAAUAUGUUAUAGUACAAAUAGUUUGACAAGUGUGUUAUUAUUUGCAGUGCGCUAAACUAACGUUAAAGUGUGUAAUUAACCAAGUUAACAUUGGACAUGACGUUUACUACGGUGUUUGCGCUUGUGUGACGUUUACUAUAGUGUGAAUGUGCGUUCUUACGGACGUCAUUGCCGUUGGAGCGAAUCUUUUAACGGGAUGCUUUUUGAGAAUUGUCAUUUUGCGCUCAAAAUACCACGAGCAGAGGUGCAUUAAACUGUGAAAAAGAUCAGACGCAUUCAAGAUGGCGGAUCGAAUGGCGAAUCGACUCGCACAUCAGUGUGUACAGCGCCAUCUGUUAGCGGCGCUGGACAAUCGCUUCAGCGGUUUACGUUAUUUUAAAUAGUCAUUUGCUUGUUGACUUUCGUGUAGUGAUGUGAUGUUGUUUAGUGUUAAGUGUUGUGUUGUGUUAAUUGUGAAUAAUGUCGGAGGAGCGGUCGCGGCGGCUGUCGCAGAUUUUCGACCCACUGUCUCGGUUCACGGACAUAAGCGGGGCGGGCCACUCGGCGAGCACGCCGAACAGCCCACGCCUGCUGCCGCGCCGCUCGAGAGAGCCGCCGCCUCCACCGCCUAGACCUCUCGGCCAUUCCUCACACUUGGAUCCUUUGGAGUUUGAGCUGGCGGCGGCUGAGUUCGGCGGCGUCAACUGGCAGGAGAGGUGUCUGGAGCUACAAUUGGAGUUGCACCGGAGUCGUCAUCAGGCCACCAGGGUGCGCGACAUGCUCAGAGAUAAGCUUUCGGAGCUGGAGCAGCGGGUUCUGGAAGCCGAGGGGAGAGCUGAAGAAGCGGAGGACAAGGUCCGCGCCAUGGAGCAGCGGCUCUGCGAGUGGCCGGCGGGUGCUGAGGGCGCUCCGAGAGCCAUCUCGCGGCUAGAGGGGCAAAUUGAAGAACAGAAGCAGCUGCGACUCCAAGACGCGAAGCAGGUGGAAGCUAAAGCCGCCAGGAUCAAAGAGUGGGUGACCAACAAGCUACGAGAGCUGGAGCAGCAGAAUCAGCUACUGAGGGAGCAAAACGACCGCUGCAAUCAACAGCUGGAACUCCUCAGGAAUCACAUCGCUACACAGGGCACCCGGAAUUGUGUUUUACCUACUCGAGCGAGUCUAUCCCUCGAGGUGAGGAGUGAGGAAGCUUCCAGAACUUCGACGAGCCUUUUGGCCGCGAACAGACGUCGAUCAGAGAGCCUUGAAGGGCCCCAGUUACCCAACUCGGAGCCUCACUACAGCACACCGGCGAGACAUCGAAGGAACUUGUCUAUUGGUGCUACAAAUCUUAUGCAGAGUACUAACGUUGCCAACCAAGCUCUUAACACUAUGAAUAGGACGAUGGAUGAGAGGACCACAGCUACCUUGCUUGCUGAUGAUUUAGCGGCUGCAGUAGAAAAUCUAGUAGUUUUACCAACGACGCCUAACACAUCGACUGACGGAGAUACGACACACGAUUACGCUGAGAUUUAUACACCUAGUAGAGAACGUACACCGGCGUGGCAAGGCGCUGUAAACGUGGUGGUGCAGGGACACAGCCGCGGCUCCACUGCAGACAGCUCCGCCUCCGACAACCCGCGACCACCCACACCCCCACUGCACCGCUUCCCCAGCUGGGAGGCCAAGAUAUACCAGGUGGCAGACGACGGUCUCCAACAGUCGGUGGAGGAGGAACUGAGCCCACCUCCCUGUCCUCGGCCAAUGCACGAGUCCACCAGUUACCAGGAUAUAUCUGUGCCUGUGUACGCCACGGUUAAAGGAAGAGCGAGUCAGAUCAGAUCGAUGCCGUUUACAGGAGACUCAUCCGAUGACUCCUCGGAUGGGGAGGAGUCGAUGGGCGUUACCGUUCACAACACGCCACAUCACAAUCCUUAUGGUGGACAUUCAUCAAACCAGAUGCCAAUGAACAACGUAACCAUGACGAGCAUAUUACCAAGCUCCAUACAGCAGUCGAGCCAUGGUCUGCUGGCCAACACCAACGGUCAGUGCAGCUCCUCCGACACCAGCCUCAGCGCCAGCAGCCCCUCCAAGAGUGUGAAGACCAGCUCCAGUCUCAGUCCCGCCAAGAGAUCCAGUAGUGGCUCUCCCAGUAAACAGAGCAAGACUAGAGACACGUCAUUUGAGUCAGGCAUGUCUGACGACUACGCGAUACCUCCGGACGCGGGCUCGUGCGAGGGGGCGUGUCGCACUCCGGCCGGCAGCGGAGCCCCGCCCUCCGGACUGAACGCCCCGCCCAUGUGUCCCGGAGCCCCGCCCCAUGGCGCUGCAGGAACACUGCCCACCAGCUCCUUAGCACUCGGAGCGGGAGGAUCAGGAGGCUUAUCUGAUUCCCCACGACGACAUGAUGCUUUAGAAAAGAGCGGACAUCUUGCGAAAUUGGGAGGGAAACUGAAGACCUGGAGAAAAAGAUGGUUUGUAUUGAAAAAUGGCACCCUAUCGUAUUGGAAGUCGCAAUCAGAAGUGAACAGAAAGCCUCAAGGUCAGAUAGGUCUGGGCGAGGCCUGCAAGAUAUCCCGGAAUGAAGGUGCUGCCACUUUCGAGAUAUUCACUGGUAGCCGCACUUACUACCUCACAGCUGAUAGUAUAGCUACUAUGGAGGACUGGAUUAGAGUAUUACAGAAUGUACAAAGAAGAAAUGCAACAAAGCUGUUGUUAAGCAAGGAGGACAACAAGCCGACUAUCCAGGGUUGGCUGACCAAGGUGAAGAAUGGCCAUGCCAAGAAGAGCUGGUGUGUUCUCAUUGGGAAAAUGUUCCUGUACUUCAAAUCACCCGGUGAUCAAAAUCCAACUGGUCAGAUAAACAUGAGGGAUGCUCGUGUGGAGGAUGUGGAGCACACCUCGGACUCUGACUCUGAGGAGAAGAACGAUGACGCGCGCAGUCAUCUCACUGUCGCCAUCUACCCGCAGCAUCAGGUAACUGCGGGUCCUACAUACCUGCUGUUCGAGAGCAAAGCGGACAAGGACGCGUGGUUGUACCAACUGACGGUGGUGAGCGGUGGAGGGCUCAGCCAGGGCACACACUUUGAGCACUUAGUGCAUAAACUCAUGGAGACUGAUGGAGACCCUAAUUGCGUGCUCUGGCGACAUCCGACGUUGUUGUACUCAAAGGAGAACAUUACGUCACCGCUGACGUCACUCAACUCUGAGGCGCUGCAGGCGGAGGCAUUAAAGCUUUUCAAAUGCGUGCAGCUGUUCAUGUCAGUGGCGGUGGAGCAGGCGGGCAUCGACUACCACGUGGUGCUGGCGCAGAACGCGCUGCAGCAGUGCCUGGAGGUGGGCGAGCUGCAGGCGGAGCUGGCCGCGUGCCUGGCCAAGCAGACCGCGCCGCACACGCACACCAAGCACGGCGUGCAGCAACUGCUGCUGUGCGCGACUCAGUCGCUGUUCACUUGCGACACGGGCGGGUCGUCUGUCGGUGACGCCAAGAGCGGCGACCUGCCGCCGCAUGCUGCAGGCUCGCCCAGCUCCAUACAGGCGCCUUUAUUGUCAGUGGACUGCAAGAGCAACCCGCCUACGUACAGCUUCGUGCAGGGCUGGCAGCUACUUGCUCUCGCCGUCAGUCUCUUUGUGCCAAGAAACAAUCGGUUGCUGUGGUACUUGAAACUGCAUCUCAGUAGGCACGCUGAUUCUAAAACGGAAUGCGGCAAGUACGCGGCGUACUGCGCACGCGCACUGGAACGUACGAUACGUAACGGUGGUAGAGAGGACAAGCCGUCGCGUAUGGAGGUCCUGUCUAUACUGCUCAAGAACCCAUACCACCAUUGUCUGCCCCAUGCUAUACCUGUUCACAUGCUCAAUAAUACAUACCAGGUGAUAAGUUUCGAUGGGUCGACGACGGUGGAAGAAUUUCUGUCGACACUGAGCUCAGAGUUGGGUUGUCGCGAGGCCGCAGCUUCGGGCUUCGCGUUGUUCAGCGACGACCCCAUAGAGAAAGAUCUAGAACAUCACAUCAAACCUGAUAAAAAGUUAUGCGACGUGAUAUCAAAAUGGGAGACGGCACUUAGAGAGAAGGGUUCAGGCAAGUUUGAGAACUCUCGCGUCAUCAGACUGACGUACCGCAACAGGUUGUAUUUCAAGAGUUCCGUACGCACUGAGACUGACAAGGAGAGGCUGCUGCUCUGCUAUCAGGUCAAUCAUCAAGUGGUGGGGGGGAGGUUCCCGGUGACACGCGAGCUGGCGGCUGAGCUGGGCGCGCUGAUGGCUCAGCUGGAUAUGGGGGACCACUCGCCAGCCAAUGCGCAGCACGCGCAGCCUCUCGCACACCGCUUCUACCCGUACAGAUAUAGAGCUGGAUUGAAUAAUGAUGAACUGAGGGAUAUAGAAGAAAAGCUACGUUCUAAAUGGAUAGCACUAAAGGGGAGAAGUACCGCUGACUGUGUUAGAAUAUACCUCAACUGUACCAGGAAAUGGCCAUUCUUUGGUGCUACAUUGUUUCAAGCUCGGAUAAAACAACCCGAUCUAUCUCUAGUUUGGUUGGCGGUGUCUGAAGAGGGCGUUACUGUGUUAGAGUUGGCUUCCAUGAGUGUCAUCGGCAGAUACACGCUCAACUCCAUUGGACUUUUCGGCGGAUUACAGGACGAUUUGAUGAUGUUAAUAGACGCAGAAGAUGCUACAAGUCCUGUACACAAGAUGCUAGUCAGUCUCAACAAGCCUAAAAUGGUUGAACUAACUCAUUUAAUCGCGGACUACAAGAAUGCGCUCCUCCGCGCCGGGGGCACUGCCACGCCACAAAUGAACUCACUCACAAGAAAUGGUUCUCAUCGUUCUAUCCGCAAACCAACCUCCACAAUACCACACUCCAGCCCCUCCACAUUACCACACGCACAUCUCAGCCACUCCCACACUCACCACACACAUCACACAACAGGACAUAACACCCUCAACUCACAUGCCACCACAAUGACACUAGGCUCAGAUAGGAAUGCGACUUUAACACUAAGCUCGCACACAUCCACUUUCAACCAACACAUUGAAGCUAGAGUCCUAUCUCACGGACAACCCGACAUAUUAAAAUCGACCCCAGAUCAUCAUAGAAGUGAAAAGAAACGAAGUCACACACAAGAUAGUGGGGUUGCGUGAUCUUAAGUUAAUAUAUCAUGAAAAAAGGACUUUCUCGCUUGUAAAUUGUGAUGUAAUUUUUUUUUAAAUGUCUGAACGGUCGUAUUCUAAAUAUACCUCAUAUUUUGUAGUCUGCCUUUUAUAUGAUUGGCAUUAUCUAGCUAGGAAUGUAAAAAGCCGCCAUAUUGCGGAAAUAUAAUGAACUAAUUUAAAACGAUUGAGGCGCCAUCUGGCUUUUUUAUUUCAGUUAGGCUAGAUCUAGAUUAAUUAUAGAAUGUCUGAUCGAAUAGCAGAUAAUA